This is a messenger RNA of Oryzias latipes (Japanese medaka), 5222 nucleotides long. RefSeq names its product TBC1 domain family, member 10b (gene tbc1d10b). Lineage: Eukaryota; Metazoa; Chordata; Actinopteri; Beloniformes; Adrianichthyidae. The record is from RefSeq and is a predicted model, not a curated record. Gene Ontology annotation, molecular function: small GTPase binding; GTPase activator activity. Gene Ontology annotation, biological process: regulation of GTPase activity.
UUCACGACACCAGCGGCCGCGCGCACGUAGCUGUCAGUAGGAAAUGCUGGGUGUUCGGGCAGUGUGCACUGCAACCGCUAAGCUUGAAUAAUUUGAACGCGUGGCGUUCUUUUAGAAGUAUUGAACAUUUAAAAAAAAGUUUUUAGUGCCGUUUGAUGAGGCUGAUAGUGCGCAUGUCUAAUGUGGAGAUCGAAACCUUCAGAUAAGCUCGGCUAACAGCAACGACGCUAAUGCUAAUAGUUGAAGGGGCUAAAAAUUAGCUAGUUUGCAACUUAGCUUGCUAAUGCGGAAUAUUUGCUCCUCCAACAGCGAACAUUUUUCUGUGUUUCUAUCCGGUCGGGCGGCUUGGGACCCUCGGUAAACGGAAGACGCUGUGGAGCCGGAGCUGUGGCGGGGGUGGGUGUAUGUACAGGAACCCCCUGGCUGGCUACCCAGGAGGACGGAUCGCAGUGACACGCAGGUCGAGGGAGAGAUCAGUGGGGAACCAUGGCUGAGCUCUCCACGUUAUCCCCAUCUCCGCCUGCGUUGGGUGAUCCCUGUGCAGCCCCACCCAUAACUCCGUCUUCAUCUGUGCUCCCUCCUGCUAGCAACACUCCACCAGAAUCUAUUCAGGAAAUGCCUCUACCCAAGUCUUCCCUUUACAGUGACAAAGCUCUGAGUGGAAACGCUUCUGCAGCAUCCUCAAACGCUUCACCGUUGACUCCACAUUUGUCCGCAAGUCCCCCCACACUUGCAGGAGAAACUCCCCCUCCACCGUCAGGAAAUCAAGAGUCAAAUGAAAAAUCCAACAGUGUCCCGGCUGCUGCAGAACUCCUGAAUGCAGUGGAAGCUCCACAAUGUGCAAGUGGGCCUUCAGAUCCAAGCACAGAGCUGCAAGCGUCCUGUCCACCUGAUCUAGAUGUUACUCUGUACCCUAAUGUGCAGGUAAGCCAUGAGGACGGCCAAUCUGAGAAGGUGCCCGAUUUCACUCCCACAACUGCUUCUUCAGCUGCACCAGCGGCUGAGGUGGAGACUCCUCAGACAGUUGAACAAGAACAAAAGCCUCUAAGUAAGCCUCCUCCUUUGUCCCCAAAGCCUCGCUUAUCUGGUGAACCCAACAAGCCAGAGCUUUUCCACACUCCAACCCGAGCUGGACACUCUAGCCCCACGGUCCCAAUGAUCCAAGAGCCCGUCCUCCCAUACGCCAAACCGCGGCCGGCCCCCGACACCCUGAGUUACCUGGAAUCCGCCAGCCUGAUGUCGGGAACAUUGGAGUCCCUAUCUGGACUGGGAGAGGACGGGAGCUCCGUGGGCUCCGACUCCGAGAUCAAUGGCCUCACUGUCAAACGCACUGAUAAAUAUGGCUUCCUGGGCGGCAAUCAGUACAGCGACACAAACGAAAAGGACCUUCGAGUGGAAGUUGCCCGGCAGAGAGAACUGAAAUGGCUCGAAAUGUUUGCCCACUGGGAUAAGUGGGUCAAACAUCGCUUCCAGAAGGUGAAGCUGCGCUGCAGGAAGGGGGUUCCCUCUUCUCUCCGGGCUAAAGCCUGGCAGCUGCUGUCCAACAGUGAGGAGCUCCUGCAUGCUAACCCAGGCAAAUUUGAGGAGCUGGAGAGGGAGCAGGGGGAAGCUAAAUGGCUCGACAUUAUUGAGAAGGAUCUUCACCGGCAGUUCCCCUUUCACGAAAUGUUUGCUGCCCGCGGUGGCCAUGGUCAGCAGGACCUGUAUCGCAUCCUGAAGGCUUACACCGUCUACCGGCCUGACGAGGGUUACUGCCAGGCCCAGGCUCCAGUGGCUGCUGUGCUGCUCAUGCAUAUGCCUGCAGAGCAAGCGUUUUGGUGCCUUGUCCAGAUCUGUGAGAAGUAUCUUCCUGGUUAUUACAGCGCCGGCCUGGAAGCAAUCCAGCUGGAUGGCGAGAUCUUCUUCUCUCUGUUGCGGCGCACGUGUCCAAUGGCAUACCGCCAUCUGAAGAAGUUCAAGAUAGACCCAAUUCUCUACAUGACCGAGUGGUUCAUGUGCAUCUUUUCUCGCACGCUGCCUUGGUCCAGCGUCCUGCGUGUGUGGGACAUGUUUUUUUGUGAAGGAGUGAAGAUAGUCUUCCGCGUUGGUUUGGUGCUGCUGAAACAGAUGCUCGGAUCUGUGGAUAAACUGCGGGAGCUGCAGGGCAUGUACGAGACCAUGGAGCGCCUCCGAAACAUCUCGCCCGACACUAUCCGGGAGGACUUGUUGGUUCAGGAGGUCAUUGCUCUUCCAGUGACGGAAACCCUCAUCGAGAGGGAGUGCAGCGUCCAGGUGAGGAAAUGGAGGGAAUCCAGGGGGGAGCUGACGCACCAACCGGGCCGCCGCCAUCACGGUACAAGGGCCAUCUAUGAGCACAAGCGGCGCGCUGCCGCCAUCACGUCAGGAGGCAGCUUCUCUUUUCUCGGAAGCCCAAUCCCACCUCCAGGACCCCUCAGGGCUUCCUCCAGCCUUCUGUCCCUCCCUGGCUUCAGAAGAUCGAAAGCCUCUUUCCUAUCCCAGACGAAAAAAGGUUCCUUUUCAGGGCCGUCCGGAUUUGAAGUCUCGCCACACCAAGCUCCACCUGCGGUGACUUCAGCCCGAGGUACGAGCCACAAACCGCCCAUCCCUCCAGGGGCCGCUCAGAAGCCCCCGUCAGCCCAAGUUCAGAGCCCCGCAGUUCCAGCUGUCUCAUCUCCACCAGCUGAGGGAACCCCGACACAAAGCACAGCCCCGCCCAACACUCUGUCCCCGUCUCCCGUGGUCGUUUCGGAGCAGAUCACCCCCACCAUCCCGUCUCCUACUGCGAACAACGCUCCUCUGCAGCCGUGCCCCGCUCCACCGAAAGACGCCGCGCCUCCGGCUGAUGCCCCGGCUGCUGCCCCCGCUGCAGAGGAGGAGGGGAAGAAGAAGAAGAAAAGCAAAGAAGACAAGAAGAAGGAAAAGGAAGACGAGAAGAAAAAGAUGAAAGAGAAGAAGGACAAGGAGAAAGCUGAGAAAGAAAGGCUCAAGAAAGAGAAGGAGAAGCAAGAAAGAGAGAAGAAGAAAGUGGUGAAGAAGAAAGAGAAAGGGGGAGGAGAGGCGGAUAACAAAAAUGGAGCCACAGCGGCGAAAGACUCGGCCUAAUUCCCCCGACCGCUGCAGGAUAACGAAAAGGGAGACUGAACAAAACAAAAAUAAGAACAUAAAGAGGUCAGACACAAAAAGCCCUUCAUGUAAUGACUCCACAAGAUCCGCCGACCUCCUGUCCAAUCCAUCCUUUCAUUCCAUGUGGUUGAAGAACCACAAUGGCGUUUUAGCUCCUCCCACACUUUUCACUUCGUUUUACUGAACCGGGAGAAGGGACACCUGGAGUACAGACUUUUUUCAGUCCGGUUUGUGUCUGUUUUUAACUAGUCAUUGCUUAAUCAAUACUUUAAUCAAAGUAAAAACGCAGAAAUGAGUAAAACUAAUAAAACUAGUGUUACAGUUAACAGUUUCAAAGUGUCGCCCACUCCCCCAUCUGUCCCACCGAGCCUCAUCUGAUCCAAUCAGGCCGAGAAGGAACGACAUCAUUUUCAUCUCAAAACGCAGGAUGUGGAGGCGGAACUGUUAGCCGUGUUGUUUAGAGUGUAUUUAUUGUCUAGUUAAAUGUUGUGAGUGUGUGCCUUAGUAGAUUAUUGGCAUGUGUUUGCUGUGUGCGUUCCUCCCCUGCCUGCUUUUUAUACUUGAGUUUCUCCUCAGGUCAAACCACAUUUCAGUCUUUCUGGGUUUUCACGGACAAACGGGACUGAAUCAGUCCGAAAAGGGGAGCGUGUACAUUUUUUUAUUUUCUGUUUUUUUUUUUUUUUUGUCUGUGUCUUAGGCUGAAGCAUUAUUGCGCGUGUGAGCCGUGCAAACGUCAUAAAGACCAAAUGUCCUACAGAAGUAAGCGUUCAAAAAAAGGACUGUCUUUGAAAAGCGUUAAGAACAUCCGUUUAUUAGAAUGUGAUCUGAUGCACCUGGAGGGGAAGGAAGGAAGGAAGGAUGUAUUUUUGCACUUGGGCUUUGGGUCGCCAAACUUAAGUGCUCCCUGGGUGUGGAGACCUGAAAGCUGGUCUGAACACUUCAAAAUCUCCAUAGGAAGCUACUUGACUGGAGAUGCCGGGUCAGUGCCAAUGUAGCAGCAAUCUCUGGUCUCUGACCCGUGGGCUAUAUGGUGUAUUUAUGUACAAAGUGGUUAAUUUAAGGAAAUAUAGUAUAUUAUGAAUUAUUAUUUUCAAUCCCACUAUUUUUCUAAAGAAUGAGGAGACACCUGAUAGACUGGAACGAUGGCGAACGUCAGAGUUUUGCUGUGCGAAGAUCUUUUUUUUUUCCUUUUUUCUUUAGCCGUGUUCUCUGCCUCUUCAUCACACUCGCAUGUUUGGUCGUUUCGUCUUUGUAGUCGCUGCCAUUGUUUUUUUGGGGGGGGUCAAGUUGACAGGCUCGCAGUUACGAAAGUGCAGUAUUAGUGAGGAAAAUCUGGCGUCCUGGAGAACAGACGUUCUUCAGACGGACAUCUCUGUACCGUAGGAGGGGAUUCAUCGGCUUCUCCGUCGACCUUCCUGACGUUUUUACACACAGUGUUCUGUACUGUAACUUAUUUAUGCAUACAUUGAAAGGCACUGAACCCCAUCAGUAUGCUCCGUUAGUGUAAAAAAAAAAGAAAAGCACUGAUGCUUUAACUGUACUUUUUCAUAGAUGAUAAUUAGUAAGUCUUUUACACAAUUGUAGCCGACCUAACAUCUGUCCUCUCUGUCUUCCCCACUCGUUUCUGCUCUUUCAGUGGUGUCAUUUGGAUAUACGGAUGUGUCCAUACGCUUUAUGUAAAUGCUGUCAGAGGCAUGAAUCCGUUUUGGUGAAGGAAACACAUCUAUGCAAUCCUUCCUCUGUCCCUGCCUGUGGAGACAGCAGAGCGGUAACUCGGAGAAGGGAAUCCUGUGCUUCUGUGGGGGUUCUAAGCACACGUUCAGCCCUGAGGACUCUGAAAGUCCUGCCUGGUUUUCCCCGCGACGGCUGGGGUUCUCGCUCAGUUCUUUGUGGAGGCCACCCCUUUCCAAAGUGUCCACUGUCCUCUCCGCCACUCCGUCUCUGUCCUUCGUGUCUUUAAGUUUACAUGCCACUCUGGUGAAAGUGAAGUUAAAUCAUAGCUAAAUGAGUUCAUUCCUUCAGAUCAACAACUGUUGUAUUUAUAAUUAAUGACAAUAAUGACAUUUGUGAUGAGUAAUAAACCAUAAUAUAUUAAGACA